AUGAAUAAGGACACUCCAUUUUAUCCAAUAAGUGACACCCUUGUCAGAAGAUCUCAAGGAGGAAAACAAAAAAGACUAAUAUCAUGGUCAAGACAAGGACACAUUGCAUACAGCCCAGGAGAAAACAACUUUGAGGCAAAUCUUUACAUAACUUUCCUUGAAUGUGUAAAUGGACGAACUUGGCAGUUAGCCCCUCCAACACCUUUCAGAAUCGAGUCUUCUUAUGUGGAUGACAAGCCAUUAACAGAUUCAAAUGCAGAGAGUAAUAAAGUGCCAAAAGUAUUACCUAAGCUUGAACUGGUGUCUUUCAGUAAUACUGGAUGGGAUCUUUUCACUGCAGAUGAGAAUGGAAAUGUUUCAAUACUAGUAACAGGGAUAAGAAUAUUAUCCCCGGAUAAACAACCAUCCGAGUUUUUGCCAGGGAACGGCAACAGUGACGAAUCCAAGAAGACUAAUAGCGUUCUUCCUAAUAUUUUAUUCGGACGCGACAAGCUCCCUGUCCCAGAUAUAUCUACACCAAAGAAAAGAAAACUGAACCAAUUGGUCACCAUGAGAUGGUUGAACAUUCAAAAACCAGUGAUUGCGACUGCACCCGCGGUGAAAACAAAACAAAAUCCUAAUUCUCCAAUUCCAAAUGGAUGUGCUGCUAAACUUGGAGCUGCAUCACAGGAUGCUGCAGGAUAUUGCUACACCUAUAGUGCAAGUCAAUAUAAACCAUAUGGAGCCAUGCAUCCAUUGAUGACAAAGCAAGCUUGUAUAGGAGUCAGAAGAAAUGGCCAAAUUUGCCUUUGGCAUCAGGAAGAUCAUGGUAUUGAGUACAGGAAAGUUUGUUCCAUGCUUGACUUGGAUGGUCCCGAUGAUGAGGUUCUCGAUGCGUCGAUUGCCUUUUCAAGGGCCGGUCAUAUUGUUGUUGCUAUUCACACAAUAUCCUCGAACUCUUUGAAGUUUUACGAUAUUGAGAUUGAUUGGGGAUAUCUGAUUGAGGCAUCCAAGCAUUUGGCAAAAGUUCCAAGUUACAGAGUUCCAGACAAUGAACGUAUUCCCCCGAAGCUCGUUAUUGGAAAGAUAUUUAAGUAUAACCUAGGCGAUUUGUCUGCAAACAAUCAAAGACUGGUUUGCAUCGACCUGAUUUCUCCAAAUUUCCAUCUAACAACAGAAUUCGAAGUUCUUCUCACUUUUGAAAAGGAACGGCGUUUUGGAAGUGAUCCUGUUCAGACUAGUCUAUUAAGAUAUCAACUUAAAGAGGUCUCGGACGAUGCAAGCAUACACCAAGCAUUUAAAGAUUUGAAAGGUAAUAGCGAAAAAGCAUCGGAAAUUCAAAACUCUGGCAGUCAUUAUACAAUGAUCUACAAGCAGAGAUUUACGUUUAACGAAUCGAUCCUGUCCAUAGAACCGAUGGGUCUAGACAUGCUUCUUUGCCUUGUUUUUUGUAACGGGAUGAUUCGUAUCAUUGACCGUAAUUCAUUCGAGGUUGUUUGGAACAAAUACUCAGAGUCUCCGGACUCGGAGAACCCUUGCUUACCAAAGACACUUACAUCUCUGCUUGACGCAGGAUUCGAGUUCCCAAAAAUAAACUUUCAAACUGAAUAUUGCUGUGUUUCCCCAAACUUAUGUGCUUAUGUGGCACUUCCGUUUGGUGGAUCCAGGCUUCACAUUAGAUGUGCAGAAUCCAGGGUGAGCAAAGAAUUUAGAAAGGCAAAGAGAAAAGGCCUUCUUUUAGGCACAGCAGCUGCAGUUGCACUAUGCCAUACUAGUGCUUGCUAUAUGGGCUUUUUUACCGAUGACCUAAUUGUUGCUAUAAAGACCGAAUUAGUUAACGUUGCAAAAGUUGUCUCUGAGGGGUAUUCUUACAGACUGCUCGUUGCAAUUUUACAGGAGGCACAGAGAGCAAUUAACUUGAAUAUUGAUAUAUCCACCGAACAAACUGAUAAAAUGACGCAAAACCAGCCAUUACAGCGUAUUUUAACGUUACAGCUCUCUUUGGGUACUGGAUUGAAUUGGAAAAGAAACAGAAGUGCGAAAGUUGCUCUUUCAAUACUGAACAUGCGCUUUGUGGCCUCUUCGGUAAUGUAUGCCAUCCAUACGAUUUAUUCGAACAUGCAAAGGUUUUCUCGAAAAGGUAUGACCGUGCUAGAUACAUACGCAAAUUCGAAAGUUCGUGAGGACAGUAUCAUAUACAUAAUCGGUGCGAUCAGAUGGUGCUUGGAUUAUGUCACCCUUUUGAGCAAGGAGCUCUUAGAGUUGAGUACUGCGUUCAAGCGUGACAACAAGCAAGAGAUAGAGAAGUUGAUUACGAGGCUUUUUGUUGUGCCAUUGGUGUUAGGUAAGGUGCCCAGGUCAUUUCUAAUAUUUUCCAUCGCGAAUAUCAGAAGACUAUUCUCCUUUGUACAGAAGUUCGUGGAAAAACACUAUUCAUCGUUAACUGCAUACAUCACACCAGAAAAUCCGAUGGGUGCGUUUCAAGAGGUUUCGAAAAGGCUGCUUUUAAAUCCGUCGGCAUCGGUGAUGGAUGGAAUUGUAGACAGUGGGGAUACAUCUACAGGGAAAGGUGUAGGAAAUGAUAAGGGAAGCCCACUCACUAAGGCAAUUAUAGAACAUCCAACCAUCGAGGCAUAUCUGAGAAUAGGUUGUAUGAUUGACAGCUGUCCAGUUCCUCUUCAGAUGUUCGAGAAGUUUCUUUUGGAGGCCGACAGUCCAUUGCGGAACUUGGGGCUUGAUCCAGCGACAUCCUUGGCUGUUGAGCAGCAGAUAGUCUGCCAGGGAUAUGUUGCAAAAAAUUUCAUCGAGCCAGUUCGGAAGCUCUGCACCAUAUUCGACAGAACCAUAUUGUCAUCACCCGAAGUGGAUGUGCCAAAUAUGUACUUCUACGACACGCAGUGGCUCAGGUUGGAUGAUUAUAACGAUGAGUCGGAAAUAACCGAAUUUUUAGAGAUGGAAGGAAAAUCAGGAAACACAGUUGCACACGAAGAGUCAAAAGAACUUGAGGAUAUGGCAGCCACCUCAGUGCAGAUUAAGAAGGAGAAGAGCACAUCAUUUGAAGAUGAGAAGGCUGGAGAGAAUAAUUCGACCGAUAGCGGCAUAUUGCUAACAGGUACAAACUUCGAGUUGUCAAAGCAAGGGGCCAAGAGAGUAAUCGCGAUGAAUUGCUACGAAGGACUCGUGUUGGAUACUUUAAGAAAGCAGCUCGUAAAGCCGGAGCAAUUCAUAGAGUACGGAAAGUUUCUUACCGACGAUGCAUCUCUCAGCCGUGCAAAUCAUAGGAUCAGCCGGGAAGUUGCAGCUGACAGCUUGGGACACAAUGAGGCCUCAAACGGCGAGAUUAAAAAAUUGGCAAUGAGAUUUUGUAUUCGCUGUGGCGCGAUUUCCUCUCUUCAUGACGAGACACUUUUUGUACCCGGCCAUCCAAGCUUAAUUGAGAAUCCGGUUUUCCAGCAUUACCAAAGGAUCUGCUUCUGCGGUGGUUCUUGGGCCAAUUUGUGA
This is a messenger RNA of Brettanomyces bruxellensis, 3480 nucleotides long. RefSeq lists its product as uncharacterized. The record is from RefSeq and is a predicted model, not a curated record. Lineage: Eukaryota; Fungi; Ascomycota; Pichiomycetes; Pichiales; Pichiaceae. Gene Ontology annotation, cellular component: mediator complex. Gene Ontology annotation, biological process: positive regulation of DNA-templated transcription. The coding region runs from base 1 to 3480 and encodes 1159 amino acids. The transcript is spliced from 2 exons.